AAAUGACGUCUAAAUCAUAAUCAGGAGGUCCUCCCACGCAACAUGGUGGAUCAAGAUCUACAACACUGUGAACAUGCUGUGUACAUGUACAUCUGUAUCGUACAUCUAAAUAAUUAAAAGGCACAAUAAUUGUAUCUUAUAUCAAGCCGGCGUAAAUGGGGAUCUCUGUGGAGUUGUGGAGAGCUCGCAUUGGGCUGUUCAGUGGUGGGAGGGGAUCGCGACCACACAGUAAAGCUCCUUCGACAAAACAAUGGCCUCUACACUUCAGUGAUACAGUGGGUAGUACUGCGAAAGUGGUUCAAGGAGGAUUGCUUUUAUUGUAUAUUCUCACAUUUUUGAGCUCUCAAGAUAAAACUGAAUUCCUAAAACGUACAAGAAAUGUUGGUCUCUUGGUGGUAUCGAUUGCUGUGUUGCUCCACUCUCUUUCCCACCUCUUGCUGUUAGCUGGAGACGUUGAGAGCAAUCCUGGGCCUCAAAUGGAUGAGACAAUGACACUUGAUGAUAUAAAGGAAGCUCACACUAAACUGCACGACUCUCAGAACAAAUGGUUUGAGAUUGGACAAGCUCUACAUGUUGAUGAUGUCAUACUAGAUAGCAUCAGAAAGCAGUGUGAUAAUGAUGACAGCACCUGUCUUCGUGAAAUGCUUGCUCACCGUUUGAAAUCAGAGCCUCCUCUAACUUGGAAGGAGUUAUUCAACUCAAUAGCAAAUUUACAGCUAAUACAACUUGAGCCUGAGGGGCUACAAACCCAAUCUGGAUCAUCUGGUCAACCAGUGAAUACAGUUCUUCAAGGGCUAUUGGACAAAUAUCAACUCAGUCCUUCUCAAGUCGACCGUCAAAUUCAACGAAUAGACAUACCAUUUUUGGCUGCCUAUUUUGAUAAUGUUGAACUCUAUGUCGAUUUGAUGGAAUUAACCCCUGGUGAACAAACCGAUGUCAAAGGUGCAGAAACUAAUCGAUUAGCCGUGAUCAAGUGCUUGAAACUCUGGAAAGGAAAGAAUCCUGCACAAGCGACAUUCAAGACGCUUCUGGAGAUGUUGGUAAAACUAAUAAAGGGAGAGAUUGCUGGUCAGAUCUGUCAGUACUUGAAAGAUCCAAUCAAACGUACAUUGCCUAAUGACAUCACCACGACCCAAUCUUCGAAAUCAGGGACCUGGACUGAGGAUUUAAUGAACUCACUUCCAACUCUGUCUAGUACGCAAAAAACAUCUGACAUACAUAAAGAACUUGAAGAUGAAUUCAGUAUACCAGGAGGCUGUACCCAGGAAGCCCUCUCCUCUGCCAAGUGGUUGCAAGAUUCAAUAGGAAAAAAGUGUGACAUACUCCAACCUGACCACCCAGCUGAGCUAGCAGAUGAUGGAGACGUCUCUUCGGGAGAUGAGUCGUUUCGUUCUGCCGCCGAUAAUCGUGACAUUUUUGUGUGUCCUUACUGCAAAGAGUGUUCUCCACAACAAUUCUUCUCUAAAGAAGGUUGCCCCAGGAAGACAAAAUCUCUCGAAACUAUCUCCCUCUUCCCUUAUCUUGACGUUACUGGUCUUGAUGAUGAAGAUGUCAAGUAUUUGGAAGAAAAAUUGAUACUCGAUACACGAAAGAUUUUUAUCAAGUUUUCUGAAUUCUCCGUAUGUAUUCGGAAAUCAAUUGAAGGACAAGAUACCUUAGACAAUCUUCGAGAUUGUGUAUUGAGUGCUGUUCUUCCAAACGAUCAAGGUGUGAGUGCACUUGAUACUGAGCACAAAGAGAUGGUCCUUGCGGCAAAAAGCCUUGCCAGAAUAUUCUCCAUACUUCGAACUUACAACUAUAUCUCAUUUUUGAACUACCAAAUCAUUGAGCUGCUUAUUCAAGACUCAGGUUCUGCUAUUGAUCACAAAAUGCUUGAACGAUACCUGGAUGAUUUAAAAACCUUCUGCCAGAGAAGUGUUUUCGAAGUUCCUCCAUCUGCUUUUUCAACAUGCAAGUCUCGUAAGACAGCCAAAGUGUUUAAACUCAAAUGCACAGAGUCGACAUUAACACUAAACGAGGUUAUAGUUCUACAAGACAAAUUUGCUGAAAUCUUAGGUCUGGAAUUCAAUGCUUUACAACUUUGCUCCGUCAGAAAAGGCUGUGUUGAGUUACACUUCUUGGUUUCCGCAGCUGUUGCUGAGUAUAUCUUCCCACUGUCCCCUUCUCAAGAGUCGGCACUCAGUGAGAUUGGAGCGAGGCUUCUCCCAUUUGACAAAAGGGAAAACAAAAGGCAAGACGAAGACGAAAACAUCGAUGCUCAGCCAACCCCCACCCCUCAUGAAAAUCUGCCCCAGUCAUCCCACACACAAGAGCAACAACAUAUUACAACCGAGGAAAAGAAACCACAGCUAUAUCCCAUAUCUAAAGAAAGAGGGCCACGAACAACUGAAGACCUGGAUCCUCAACAAACAACCACAUCUCAGGAGAAAAAGCUACUUGAACCACCAUCCAAACAGGAGGAUGGAGAGAGACAACAAUCCCCUCUACCUAAGCAUUUGUCCCCAUCUCUUGGUAUAUCAUGCGAUGAUAUUAUGCCCAAGAAAACAGAUGAGGGACUGCAAACCCCACUCCAUGUUGCCUGUGAGAAUGGCCACACUGAGACUGCCCAGUUGUUGAUUGACAGAGGAGCAGAUGUGAACCAUGAAAAUAAGGUAUGUUUUAUAGCUAGAGCGAAGUAAUAGGAUGAUUGUACUUGUGCAUGACACAUAAUUAUUAUGCCUCGGUGGGCAUGCGCAAGCGAGGUAUACGGCAUGGGGAUACCAGCUAUAGGCCCUCUUUUCUCCAAAGGGCCUGUAAUCGAGGCUAAUAACCAUGCUUGUGUGACAUCAUGAUUCUUACCUGAACGCAAAAAGCUUGAUAGCAAAGUGUCAUGCAUUCAUGCAUGGUCACUCAUUAUGGCCCGGUGCGCAUGCAUGCGCAAGCAAGGUUAGCCUCAAUUCCAGGCCGCUUUGAGAAAGGCGGCCUGGUAUACCUUAUAUGCGCGCAUGCGCGAAAUAAUUGACUGCAAUUUCAUCAUACAAAUUGAAAAAACGAAGAAUACGUGUGACCAUGUGGUUAGUGGGUAAAAUGUUCAUGACCACAAUGCAAUGGCAGCUUUCAAUUAAAGUAAAAUAAUUAUACUGCAGCAGUGUUGCUUCUUCUAGCUCUGUUUAUCAAAGAGGCAGUUCAAGAAGGCAUCCCAGACAGCUAUACAGCUGCCUGCUAGGAAGAGUGGUGGACUCUUUAAUACAUCAGUAGAUCUUGAGUGAAUAACUUCCUGAGUGUCGAGUUAAAGCUUAUUAAAAGCUUUCUGGAGUGAUCAUUAGCUUCUUUAUCUUCAGCAAUGACUUCUUUUCGAACAUAAAGGCAAGAUUUGGUAACAGAAGACUUGCCUGGUCCAUAUUACCACAGCCUCAUCAGGGGGCCCACAGGAACACAUCAUGCCUUUCCUAUAUAACAUCUGUAGCCUUACAGUGUAUAGGGUGUCGUUAAGUAGAGACUUGGUUUGAUACAAAAAAGGGCGUAAGAACUCAGUUAUCUUUGCACAAUACUUCUAUGUAACAGACUGCAACUUUAGAAUACAAAAUAGUAUACCGUUUAUUUUACUGACUAUCCACAAAUACACGGAUUACCCCCUUUUUGGGGUAAUGUACACGCAUGCGCAUACAAUGUAUACCAGGCCGCCUUUCUCUUCGUGGCCUGGAAUCGAGGCUAUUAGUACGUUCAUGAUUGUUAGAAAAUUGCAAUGGAGCCUCUGAAUAAAUCGCAUUUUUGACACAACCUAAUCCACGUAUUCUGCAUGCAUGUUUCAUGCAUUGGGAGUUUAAUGUCUACAAGAGUAUUGUGUUCAUUUUAUAUAAUACACAAUAGGAGACUCCACUGUAAUCAACAAUCAGGGUUUCAUCUAGGAUCAAAAAUUUGGGGGGGGAAGAUUUGGGCGCGCAUAAGCGCGCGCCUCACAAAAUGUUUGGCUACGCUCAUUACAUGCAUGCUUAGCCUAAAUCACAUUUGUGAUGAUGACAUGUAGUACUUAUGUGAUGACGUCAUUAUUCUACAACAUUUUUGAGGGGGAAGCUGAGCAUUUUGGGGGAGAAGGUUCACCUCAGCCCCCCCCCCCCCCCCACUAGAUGAAACCCUGACAAUGAUCUAAAACACAAUAAAACUGACCUCUAGUGAAGCAAAGGGUGCUAAAAUUUAAGUGCUUAGCUGCAAUUUUUGGUGCGCCUCUUACGGAAGUCCAAUGCCCAUGAAUUAUUGCUGAUUAUGCAUGCGCAUGCUAAGCUUCAUAGAGGGGGUCACAGGGGGUGCUCGCCCCCCUGGCUACAGUUUUGCCUCCCCCUGCAUGGCAAUUGUAAAUUUUUGUAUUGAAAAUAUAGGCUGUAACACAGUGGGUUAUGGUCUGUGACACACCAACCAAACAAAGUGCUCUGCCUUAAUAUUCAUAACAACAAUAAUUAUUAUGAUAGUUAUUUACGAAGCUACUUUGCUAUCCUUCUACUCUUUCUGUUCUGUACGUCCACAAUUUCUUCUAAGUCACUAUCUGUAAGUACAGAGGGCGAUUCAACAGUGACUUUCAUUAAGUGAGAAAGGUUUGUAUCGCUUAGGCUGCUAUCUACUAUGGCUUUUGUCUGAUGACUCAUAGUAUAGACUUUUAGUACCGUUCAGUCCAGGCAAUUGAAACUAGGGUAGUUCAAUUUGCAUUUUUAUUUCAUUCCACAAUACUAUUUGUACCAACCCUAACACUGACACCACAGUUCCUAAGAAUGCACCAGAUGCGAUAUACGACAGUCUAAACACAAGCAUUUCCUGGGGGGGGCAUACUAACGCACACGGAUAAUUGCCUCGCCCCCCUAUUUUUCUA
Molecule: messenger RNA, 4840 nt
Organism: Halichondria panicea
Lineage: Eukaryota; Metazoa; Porifera; Demospongiae; Suberitida; Halichondriidae
Exons: 8
Coding region: 156-2678 (840 amino acids)
Molecular function (GO): protein binding
Source: RefSeq, a predicted model, not a curated record